This is a messenger RNA of Lytechinus pictus (painted urchin), 5460 nucleotides long. RefSeq names its product serine/threonine-protein phosphatase 6 regulatory ankyrin repeat subunit B-like. The coding region runs from base 1 to 5460 and encodes 1819 amino acids. The transcript is spliced from 3 exons. The record is from RefSeq and is a predicted model, not a curated record. Lineage: Eukaryota; Metazoa; Echinodermata; Echinoidea; Temnopleuroida; Toxopneustidae. Gene Ontology annotation, molecular function: protein binding.
AUGGAAAACACAUCUGCACAAAAUGUAUUGGGAAACACUCAGGAAAAUAUAUCAGGAAAUGUCAGCAGUGCUAGAACAGAUAUUGAGGAGAGUAAUGUGUUGUUAAAUGCUGCUAAGAAUGGUCGUGUUGACGUCAUCACGUAUCUGAUCAGUCAAGGAGCUGAGGUUAAUAAGGGGAGAGAUUAUGGUUGGACUGCAUUACACAUUGCUGCUAAGAAUGGUCAUGUUGACGUCAUCAAGUAUCUGAUCAGUCAAGGAGCUGAGGUUAAUAAGGGGAGAAAUGAUGGUUGGACUGCAUUGCACAGUGCUGCUGAGAAUAGUCAUGUUGACGUCGUUAAGUAUCUGAUCAGUCAAGGAGCUGAGGUUAAUAAGGGAGAUAAUAAUGGUUGGACUGCAUUACACAGUGCUGCUUACAAAGGUCAUGUUGACGUCACCAAGUAUCUGAUCAGUCAAGGAGCUGAUGUUAAUAAGGGAGAUAAUAAUGGUUGGACUGCAUUACACAGUGCUGCUAACAAUGGUCAUAUUGACGUCACCAAGUAUCUGAUCAGUCAAGGUGCUGAGGUUAAUAAGGGUAGAGAUGAUGGUUGGACUGCAUUACGCAGUGCUGCUUACAAUGGUCAUGUUGACGUCAUCAAGUAUCUGAUCAGUCAAGGAGCUGAGGUUAAUAAGGGAGAUAAUGAUGGUUGGACUACAUUACACAGUGCUGCUAAGAAUGGUCAUGUUGACAUCAUCAAGUAUCUGAUCAGUCAAGGAGCUGAGGUUAAUAAGGGAGAUAAUAAUGGUUGGACUGCAUUACACAGUGCUGCUUACAAAGGUCAUGUUGACGUCAUCAAGUAUCUGAUCAGUCAAGGAGCUGAGGUUAAUAAGGGAGCUAAUAAUGGUUGGACUGCAUUACAUAGUGCUGCUUACAAAGGUCAUGUUGACGUCGUUAAGUAUCUGAUCAGUCAAGGAGCUGAGGUUAAUAAGGGUAGAUAUGAUGGUUGGACUGCAUUACACAGUGCUGCUGACAAUGGUCAUGUUGACGUCACCAAAUAUCUGAUCAGUCAAGGAGCUGAGGUUAAUAAGGGUAGGGAUGAUGGUUGGACUGCAUUACACAGUGCUGCUGACAAUGGUCAUGUUGACGUCAUCAAGUAUCUGAUCAGUCAAGGAGCUGAGGUUAAUAAGGGUAGAGAUGAUGGUUGGACUGCAUUACAUAGUGCUGCUUACAAUGGUCAUGUUGACGUCACCAAGUAUCUGAUCAGUCAAGGAGCUGAGGUUAAUAAGGGUAGAGAUGAUGGUUGGACUGCAUUACACAGUGCUGCUGACAAUGGUCAUGUUGACGUCAUCAAGUAUCUGAUCAGUCAAGGAGCUGAGGUUAAUAAGGAAGAUAAUGAUGGUCGGACUGCAUUACACAGUGCUGCUAAGAAUGGUCAUGUUGACGUCAUCAAGUAUCUGAUCAGUCAAGGAGCUGAGGUUAAUAAGGGUAGAUAUGAUGGUUGGACUGCAUUACACAGUGCUGCUUACAAUGGUCAUGUUGACGUCAUCAAGUAUCUUAUCAGUCAAGGAGCUGAGGUUAAUAAGGGAGAUAAUAAUGGUUGGACUGCAUUACACAGUGCUGCUAACAAUGGUCAUGUUGACGUCACCAAGUAUCUGAUCAGUCAAGGAGCUGAGGUUAAUGAGGGAGGUAAUGAUGGUCAGACUGCAUUACACAGUGCUGCUAACAAUGGUCAUAUUGACGUCAUCAAGUAUCUGAUCAGUCAAGGAGCUGAGGUUAAUAAGGGAGAUAAUGAUGGUUUGACUGCAUUACACAGUGCUGCUUACAAUGGUCAUGUUGACGUCAUCAAGUAUCUGAUCAGUCAAGGGGCUGAGGUUAAUAAGGGAAGAGAUGAUGGUUGGACUGCAUUACACAGUGCUGCUUACAAAGGUCAUGUUGACGUCGCCAAGUAUCUGAUCAGUGAAGGGGCUGAGGUAAAUAAGGAGGAUAAUGAGGGAAUUACAGCAUUACACAGAGCUGUUGACAAAGGUCUUAUUGACGUCAUCAAAUAUCUAAUCAGUCAUGGAGCUGAGGUUAAUAAAGGUGAUAAUGAUGGUCGGACUGUAUUACACACCGCUGUACAGAAUGGUCAUCUUGAUAUUACUAAAUACCUGAUCAGCAAAGGAGCAGAGGUGAACAGGUUCGGAAUAGACGGGCUCACCGCCUUACACUGUGCAGCUAAAUAUCAUCAUCAAGAUACCGCGGGGUAUCUGAUCAGCAAAGGAGCUGACGUUAAUUCUGUUUGUCAUACUGCUGCAGAGAAGGGCCAUCUUGAUGUCAUUACUUACUUCAUAAGUCAAGGAGCUGAAGUAAAUUCAGCAAGAGAAGAUGGUCGGACUGCAUUACACAGUGCUGCUAAAAAUGGUCACGUCGACGUCAGCGAGUAUCUGAUCAGUCAAGGGGCUGAGGUAAAUAAAAGAGAUAAUGAUGGUUUGAUUGCAUUACACAGUGCUGCUAGAAAUGGUCACGUCGACGUCAUCAAUGCUGUUGACAAUGGUCAUGUUGACGUCAUCAAGUAUCUGAUCAGUCAUGGUGCUGAGGUUAAUAAGGGAGAUAAUAAUGGUUGGACUGCACUAUACAGUGCUGCUGACAAUGGUCAUGUUGACGUCAUCAAGUAUCUGAUCAGUCAAGGAGCUGAGGUUAAUAAGAGAGAUAAUGAUGGUUGGACUGCAUUACACAGUGCUGCUUACAAUGGUCAUGUUGACAUCAUCAAGUAUCUGAUCAGUCAAGGAGCUGAGGUUAAUAAGGAGGAUAAUAAUGGUUGGACUGCAUUAUACAGUGCUGUUGACAAUGGUCAUGUUGACGUCAUCAAGUAUCUGAUCAGUCAAGGAGCUGAGGUUAAUAAGGGAGAUAAUAAUGGUUGGACUGCAUUAUACUGUGCUGCUGGCAAUGGUCAUGUUGACGUCAUCAAGUAUCUGAUCAGUCAAGGAGCUGAGGUUAAUAAGGGAGAUAAUAAUGGUUGGACUGCAUUACACAUUGCUGCUUACAAUGGUCAUGUUGACGUCAUCAAGUAUCUGAUCAGUCAUGGUGCUGAGGUUAAUAAGGGAGAUAAUAAUGGUUGGACUGCAUUAUACAGUGCUGCUUACAAUGGUCAUGUUGACGUCAUCAAGUAUCUGAUCAGUCAAGGAGCUGAGGUUAAUACGGGAAGAGAUGAUGGUAGGACUGCAUUACACAGUGCUGCUUACAAUGGUCAUGUUGACGUCAUCAAGUAUCUGAUCAGUCAAGGAGCUGAGGUUAAUAAGGGAGAUAAUGAUGGUUUGACUGCAUUACACAGUGCUGCUUACAAUGGUCAUGUUGACGUCAUCAAGUAUCUGAUCAGUCAAGGGGCUGAGGUUAAUAAGGGAAGAGAUGAUGGUAGGACUGCAUUACACAGUGCUGCUUGCAAUGGUCAUGUUGACGUCAUCAAGUAUCUGAUCAGUCAAGGAGCUGAGGUUAAUAAGGGAGAUAAUGAUGGUUUGACUGCAUUACACAGUGCUGCUUACAAUGGUCAUGUUGACGUCAUCAAGUAUCUGAUCAGUCAAGGGGCUGAGGUUAAUAAGGGAAGAGAUGAUGGUUGGACUGCAUUACACAGUGCUGCUUACAAAGGUCAUGUUGACGUCGCCAAGUAUCUGAUCAGUGAAGGGGCUGAGGUAAAUAAGGAGGAUAAUGAGGGAAUUACAGCAUUACACAGAGCUGUUGACAAAGGUCUUAUUAACGUCAUCAAAUAUCUGAUCAGUCAUGGAGCUGAGGUUAAUAAGGGAGAUAAUAAUGGUCAGACUGCAUUACACAGUGCUGCUUACAAAAGUCAUGUUGACGUCGCCAAGUAUCUGAUCAGUGAAGGGGCUGAGGUAAAUAAGGAGGAUAAUGAGGGAAUUACAGCAUUACACAGAGCUGUUGACAAAGGUCUUAUUGACGUUAUCAAAUAUCUGAUCAGUCAUGGAGCUGAGGUUAAUAAAGGUGAUAAUGAUGGUCGGACUGUAUUACACACUGCUGUACAGAAUGGUCAUCUUGAUAUUACUAAAUACCUGAUCAGCAAAGGAGCAGAGGUGAACAGGUUCGGAAUAGACGGGCUCACCGCCUUACACUGUGCAGCUAAAUAUCAUCAUCAAGAUACCGCGGGGUAUCUGAUCAGCAAAGGAGCUGACGUUAAUUCUGUUUGUCAUACUGCUGCAGAGAAGGGCCAUCUUGAUGUCAUUACUUACUUCAUAAGUCAAGGAGCUGAAGUAAAUUCAGCAAGAGAAGAUGGUCGGACUGCAUUACACAGUGCUGCUAAAAAUGGUCACGUCGACGUCAGCGAGUAUCUGAUCAGUCAAGGGGCUGAGGUAAAUAAAAGAGAUAAUGAUGGUUUGAUUGCAUUACACAGUGCUGCUAGAAAUGGUCACGUCGACGUCAUCAAGUAUCUGAUCAGUCAAGGGGCUGAGGUAAAUAAAAGAGAUAAUGAUGGUUUGAUUGCAUUACACAUUGCUGCUAACAAUCGUCACGUUGAUGUACUCAAGUAUCUGAUGAGUCAAGGAGCUGACAUUAAUAUUGUAUGUCACACUGCUGCUGAGAAGGGACAUCUUGAUGUCAUUACUUACUUCAUUAGUCAAGGAGCUGAAGUGAACACAGCAAGAGAAGAUGGUCGGACUCUAUUACACAGUGCUGUACAGAAUGGUCAUCUCGGCAUCACUAAAUAUUUGAUUAGUCAAGGAGCUGAGGUGAAUAAUAACACUAAUAAUGGCUCAACUGCACUACACCUUGCUUCUAAGGAUUGCCAUCUCGAUAUCACCAAAUAUCUACUAAAUGAAGGAGCUCAGGUCAAUAAGGGAAAUGAUGGUGGAUGGACAGCUUUACACAUCGCUGCUGAGGGUGGCCAUCUUGAUGUUACUAAACAUCUUAUAAGUAAAGGCGCUGAGGUGAACAAGUUUGGGAUAGAUGGACUAACCGCCUUGCACUGUGCAGUUAAACAUCAUCAUUAUGAUGUUACGGAGUAUCUGAUCAGCAAAGGAGCUGACGUUAAUAUUGUAUGUCACAGCGCUGCAGAGAAGGGUCAUCUUGAUAUCAUUUCAUACUUCAUUAGUCAAGGCACUGAAGUGAACGCAGCGAGAGAAGAUGGUCUGACUCUAUUACACAAUGCUGUACAGAAUAGUCAUCUUGACAUCACUAAAUACCUGAUUAGCAAAGGAGCUGAGGUGAAUAAAGGAGAUGGUACUGGUUCAACUGCAUUACACAUUGCGGUUAUGCAUGGUCAUCUUGAUAUCACCGACUAUCUGCUCAGCGAUGGAGCUGAGGUGAAUAAGGCAACACGAAACAAGUUGAAUACCAAGAUAUCCGACGAGUACUACAAUGGCAGGUUAUCUCCAAAUGAGUCGUUGGUGUUUUAUCUCAUUGAGAAUGGCGCCAAGCUAAACGUACAGGACGAGACAGGCAACCUACCGAUCCACUAUGCCAAAGAUGAGCGAGUUAGGCAGAUGAUAUUGUCACGGUGA